CACUAUCUACUGGGCCUACGUACUGUAUUUGUAGGGCAUCGGGGGAAGCCCGAAUACUCUCCAGAAUAGGGGUUCAGGUAUCGGGUGAUUUAAUUACGAUCAUCCCGAUGCCAAUCCACCCCGAGUCCCAAAUGGAGAAUCCGACGGGUCGCCUGGGAAAAUCCCAAUUUCCUGGGCCUAAAGUGCCCGUAUUCCCCAGGCUCCUGCAUCUUUCUCCAACAGUCUGACAGGUAAUGAUCUCACACCCGCCAGGUACGACGACGUCCUCCCCGAGCUCACCUUAGCUAUCUCCUCACUCCUACAACUAUCCACCAACCCAAAAAACUAUCUACCACUCGUUGAAAUCACUUGAAAUCGCCAUGUCACCCACUGGCAAAGGCAUCGGCGCCGCCCCGAAGAUCGACGGCUCAGACCUCCGCAUCGGCAUCGUGCACGCACGCUGGAAUGAGCAGAUCAUCGAGCCACUCCUCGAGGGCGCACGCAAGGAGCUCCUCGCCGCCGGUGUGAAGCCCGCGAACAUCGUCGUGCAAUCCGUGCCCGGCUCCUGGGAGCUACCCAUCGCCGUGCGCGGGAUGUACACUGCCUCCCAAAUCCAAGCUACUCAAUCCUCGACCUCCUCCGCCGGAGACCUCCUCGGCUCAACCUCCGACCUCGCAUCCGACGCAGCCGCGACCCACACUCCCCCCUUCGACGCACUGAUCGCUAUCGGCGUGCUGAUCAAGGGCGAGACGAUGCACUUCGAGUACAUCUCCGACGCGGUGUCGACGGGCCUGAUGCGCGUGCAGCUCGAUGCCGGGGUGCCGCUUAUCUUUGGGCUGCUGACGGUGCUGAGUGAGCAGCAGGCGCUGGUCAGGGCUGGGCUUGGAGGGGGGGAGAAGGGCGCGAAGGGGUAUGCGGCGCAUAACCAUGGGGAGGAUUGGGGGAGGGCCGCGGUGGAGUUGGGGCAGCGGAGGAGGGAGUGGGGGGAGGGGAAGAUUCUUUAG
Messenger RNA from Pseudogymnoascus destructans, 983 nucleotides. RefSeq lists its product as uncharacterized. Gene Ontology annotation, biological process: riboflavin biosynthetic process. The record is from RefSeq and is a predicted model, not a curated record. NCBI's taxonomy places the organism in Eukaryota, Fungi, Ascomycota, Leotiomycetes, Thelebolales, Thelebolaceae. The transcript is spliced from 2 exons. The coding region runs from base 360 to 983 and encodes 207 amino acids. Gene Ontology annotation, molecular function: 6,7-dimethyl-8-ribityllumazine synthase activity. Gene Ontology annotation, cellular component: mitochondrial intermembrane space; riboflavin synthase complex; intracellular anatomical structure.